Columba livia (rock pigeon) is the source of this 2685-nucleotide messenger RNA. It is a transcript of the gene NUDT18, whose product is annotated as nudix hydrolase 18. NCBI's taxonomy places the organism in Eukaryota, Metazoa, Chordata, Aves, Columbiformes, Columbidae. Bases 1547 to 2512 code for a protein of 321 amino acids. The transcript has 3 exons. The record is from RefSeq and is a predicted model, not a curated record. Gene Ontology annotation, molecular function: magnesium ion binding; 8-oxo-dGDP phosphatase activity; 8-oxo-GDP phosphatase activity.
UGCACCCCGACCCUCCCCUCCUGCACCCCCGGGCCCUUCCCCUGCUGCACACCCCCGCCUUUCCCGUAUUGCACCGUGCAGCCCCCGGAACCGUUCCCCAUUGCACCCCAAGCCGCUCCCCGUUGCAACCUGCAACCCCGCGGACCCUUCUGUUGCACCCCAAACCCUGCGCCGCUACACCCCGCAGCCUCCCCAAGCCCUUCCCCUAUUGCACUCAAAUUCUGACCCGUUGCACUCUGCAGCCCCCCAAACCCUCCACUUAUUGCACCCCAACCCCUGCUCUGUUGCACCUCGCAGCCCCCUAAACCUGUUUCCUAUUGCACUCCAAACCUUUCCCCAUUGCACCCCACAGCUCCCCAAACCCUUGCACCCCAAACCCUGCUUCAUCGCACCCUUGCAGCCCCCUAAAUCAUUCUGCUGUUGCACCCCCCAAACCCUCGCCCUAGCGCACCUCUCCUGCGAGCCCUUUGCUGCUGCUGCGCCUCUCGGUGCCCCCCCAGCCACCCAUUUGCACCCCACGGCAUUACCCCCCCUCUUGCACCCUGCAGCCCAGCUCGCCCCCCUGCACCCCGCAGCCCCCCGCGCCUUUCCCCCUAUGCGCCCCAUACUCCGACCAGCCCUUCCCCUAUAGCGCCCUGCAGUCCAGCACCCCCUGGCCCCCCCAGCCUGCCGAUUCCUGCCCUUGGGCCAGCCCCCCCUGCACCCCACAGCCCAGCGACUCCUUCUCCUACCCCACCCCGGGCAUCCCCCAGUCCAGCCGCCCCUUUCCCCCCAGUAUCCCCCAAUCCAGCCGCCCCUUUCCCCCCAGUAUCCCCCAGUCCAGCCGCCCCUUUCCCCCCUCCCUCCUCCAGUCCAGUAAACCCUUCACGUAUUUCAGCUUCCCGUGCGUCGUGCAGUCCAGCCAGCCCUUCCCCUACCGCAGCCCCCCCCGCAUCCCCAAAUCCAGCGAGCUCUUCCCCUACAGCCCCCUCUACACCCUGCAGUCCAGCCGCCCCUUCCCCUAUUGUGCCCCCCCAUGCCUCCCCCAGUCCAGCAAGCCCUUCCACUACCGCAGCCCCCCCCGCCUCCCCAAGCCUAGCGACCCCUUCCAGUAUUAUUUCCCUUCCUACGCGCUGCAGUCCAGCCAGCCCUUCCCCUCCUGCGCCCCCCUGGCUGUCCCCCAGUCCAGCAGACCCUUCCCCUAUUGCACCCCCCCCUGCAUCGCCAAGGCCACCGAGCUCUUCCCUUGCUACGUGCCCCCCCAGCCCAGCAGGUCCUUCCCCUCUUACACACCCCUCCAUGUCCCCCAGUCCAGCAAGCCUGUCCCCCCCAGCAUCCCGCAGCUGCUGGGAGACCCCUUCCCGCAUUGCACCCCCCCCUGCACCCCGCAAACGCCUGACCCCCUCCCUCACCGCCUUCUCCAGCCCAGCCAGCGCCGGGUCUCACUGUCCCCCCGCCUGCAUGUCUGGGGGGUGCCCUCCCCCCCCCAAAACCCUGCGACUCCCUGAGUGGAUGCUUGAGGGUGCUGCCACCCCACUCAUCUCCCCGUCCAGCCUGCGGGACCCCCAUGGGGGAUGCUCCGGCGGCGGAGCUGGAUGCGGUACUGGGGGGCGAUGCUUGGGACGUGGGGGUGAGUUUGGAGGGUGCCCCCCCCUCCACCGGCCCCAUCCGCCUGGGGAGGAAUGUGUGCUACGUCGUCCUGGCCGUGCUCUUCAACCAGGAGGACGCGGUGCUGCUGGUGCAGGAGGCGAAACCCGAGUGCCGCGGGACGUGGUACCUGCCGGCGGGGAGGAUGGAGCCCGGUGAGAGCAUCGUGGCCGCCAUGCGGAGGGAGGUGAAGGAGGAGACGGGGCUGGAGUGCGAAGCCGUCACGUUGCUGGCGCUGGAGGAGAGGGGACCGUCCUGGAUCCGCUUCGCCUUCCUUGCACGUCCCACCGGUGGGACCCUGAAGACCCUGGAGGAGGCUGACGCCGAGUCCCUACAAGCCACAUGGUGGCCUGGGGACCCCCGUGCGCUGCCCCUGCGAGCCCCCGACAUCCUGCCCUUGCUGGACCUGGCCGCCCGCUAUCGCCGCAGCCCCCCGCACCCCGCCACGCUGCCGCGGGACCUACCCUGCACCCCGCUCUGCUUGCGGCUCCUGGUGGCCUUCACCAACCACACCGGGGACGUUUGGGUGCUGCUGGCCACGGCCGGGACUCCCCACCUGCCUGUGGUGGUUUGUGGCACGUCCCCAUCCGAGCUGCGGGGGGGUCUGCGCCGGCCUGUGCUGCAGCUGCUGGGGGGCUGCCUGCCCCUGGAUUCCUCCCCGGGACCCCUGGGGCUGCUGGGGCUGCAGCACCAGGCUGGGGGUCCUGGGGGGGCUGAUGGGAUUUGCUUCAAUGUUGUGCUGAGCAUCCCAUCCAGCAGCCCCGGGGGUGCCCCCCCCGAGCCCCGGGACCCCGCUUUUCGCUGGUGGCAGGUGGAGGAGGGGAGCAGGAGGGGACGGAUCCUGCAGCGGCUCCGUGCUGCGGCCACUGUGCCCAUCCGCAGCUAGUGCCCGGGUUCUGGGCAUGGGUGGACCGAUGGGGACACGUGGCCAGGGGUCCUGCUUGCUUUGCCAAAGGUGAGACCCCUGGGAUGUGCUGCCUGUUGCUGGAGGCAUGUUUUGGGGUAGGGGAGGCUGAGAGCCACCCGGAGCAGAAAUAAACCUGGUUGCUGCAUCUUGCA